AUGGCGCAGGCCGCGCCCGCGCCCCAACGCACCCACUCCUUCGCCAAGAAGACCUUCCACAAGCCCACCUACUGCCACCACUGCUCCGACCUGCUGUGGGGGCUCAUCGGCCAGGGCUACGGCUGCGAAGGUACGCGUCGCGCAUGCGCCCCGCGCGCGUCGAUACCGCCCGCGCGCUCAGCACGACCAGCGUUAUGCAACUCCCCGGGCGUGUCCGUCCCCCGUCCUCACAGCCUGUCUCCUGUCCCUGCCCUGCUCCACCUCCUCUCAUCUUCAUCAUCUCCUCCUCCUCCUCCCUCCCGUCUCCUUAGUCCUACCGUCCUUCUACCUGCCGGUUCUCGGCCGUUUUCUCCCGUCCAUCUCCACUCAUCUCCUCUCAUCUCUUCUCCUCUCCUCCACAUGGCGUGUAAAGUUGAGCAAAGCUCCCAAAUGGGGAAAGAGCAUCUCGUGGUUAAGUCAAACUCCGCGCCGCCAUUGGUCGGGCCCGGUGACGUCAAUGCCGGCCUCCCGCCGCCGCCCGGGCCCCGCAGGCCCCCCGCGAGCCCCGCAGGCCCCCCGCCAGCGCCCGGAGACCUCUGA
Danaus chrysippus (African queen) is the source of this 579-nucleotide messenger RNA. The record is from the annotation of a GenBank genome assembly. Lineage: Eukaryota; Metazoa; Arthropoda; Insecta; Lepidoptera; Nymphalidae.